Molecule: messenger RNA, 1227 nt
Organism: Saxophila tyrrhenica
Lineage: Eukaryota; Fungi; Ascomycota; Dothideomycetes; Mycosphaerellales; Extremaceae
Exons: 3
Coding region: 1-1227 (408 amino acids)
Source: RefSeq, a predicted model, not a curated record
AUGAACGGACACAGCGCCAGCUCUGAGAGUUACUACGAUCAGCUGGACGGCUUUCAAGCUUCUGACAGAGCACGCAAUGCCCUUGUUACGGAGGUUUUGAGAAAGUAUGAGGCCCUCCAGCUGAAGUACGCGGAGACCCUCAGCGACUACAACAACGAAGUGGAGUCGCGUCGAAUGUGGCAGAGCAAGGCGAACCAAAACGAAUCUGCGCUCACCCAAUUCAAGCAAGCUUCUGGCUCUAACUCUUUCGUCCUUGUUGUAAUCGACGGCGAUGGUGCGCCGUUUGCAGACUAUCUCUAUGCUAGGGGCAGAGAUGGUGGUUCAGACGCGGCCUACCAGCUCCACGCCGAAAUCAAGAACCAUUUGAAGGCCACUUAUCCCGACGCCGCCGUGGAUGACUGGAACGUCGUUGUUCAGGUUGUGCUCAAUCUUCAGGGCAUCGCUGCGAAGUUACACUCUUGCGGGCUGGUCAUGAACCCCAACGAGGUCUUCGCCUUUGCCAGAGCUUUUGGGUCCGCUCAACCGCUGUUCAGUUUUAUCGAUGUCGGACAGGGAAAGGAGAGAGCCGACCACAAGAUCCGGGAGACGCUGCGUGUGUUUCUCCCAAACGCGCAGUGCAAGCAUGUUUUCUUUGGGCCAACACACGACAACGGCUACCUCGUGGUGUUGGAGAACUACAGACGUAACUAUGCCUCAAGGCUUACACUCAUCGAGACCAGACCGGCCGAACCAGGGUUCAUGGCUCUGGGUUUCCCCAUGGUCCGAUUUCCGUCCGUGUUCCGGUCUGCGGACCUGCCGGCGAAGACCGUUGCAUCAACAAAUGGUUACACACCAACUCCAUCACCAUUGCCACCAGCAGUGCAGCCACCAACUCGUUCCAUCUCGGUGCCGAAGCCUGCCAUCUCCGCCAACAGUGCUCCUUUCGUGCCCAGGUCGGCAAGCCCGGCACCAUCUUCUGACUCCGCAUCAUCUGGGGCGGGAACGUGGGCAGCAGUGGGUGCAAAGGGCGCUUCGAACGGCAAGACCAUUAACAUCGCAUCAAAGAAGUCUGCGCCUCGUCGUUGCGUUCUCCUCAAUGUUCAUGAUGAGCGCCUGGACUCGGAGCUGCCGCGUACCGAUGCUGGAGCCGAAAAGCGUUUCGCGGAGCAGAUCAAGACCGGGAAGAAGUACUGCAACUCUCACCACCUCACUGGCGUCUGUAUGUUACCCUUUCUUCACGCCGGCUAA